Triplophysa rosa is the source of this 1363-nucleotide messenger RNA. It is a transcript of the gene ntan1, whose product is annotated as N-terminal asparagine amidase. Gene Ontology annotation, molecular function: protein-N-terminal asparagine amidohydrolase activity. Gene Ontology annotation, biological process: ubiquitin-dependent protein catabolic process. The transcript has 10 exons. Bases 141 to 1064 code for a protein of 307 amino acids. The record is from RefSeq and is a predicted model, not a curated record. Lineage: Eukaryota; Metazoa; Chordata; Actinopteri; Cypriniformes; Nemacheilidae. Gene Ontology annotation, cellular component: nucleus.
CAUAAUAUCACAUGACCUGUGACGUUAACCAAAGCGGAAGAAAAUGUUUCAACGAUGAAGGAUCAAACGGAGUUUUUAUGAGUUAUUUAUUAUAGAUGUUUUAAAUAAGUUUUAUAUGAUAAGAUCUUCACGCUGUUAGGAUGCCGCUGUUCACACAGAAUAAGCGAAUAGAGCGCCUGAACUCGACCGCAGAACUCUUCAGCAAAUAUCCACAUCUGAUGGAACAUGCAAAGCAGUUUGAGUCCAAGAGUCCGGAACCAGUGGACCCGAAAGAGCUGCUGUACAUCCAGCAGCGGGAGUUUGCUGCCACCACACCUGCAGACAAUUCUGUCUCCAUCCUGGGCUCAGAUGAUGCCACAACGUGCCACUUAGUCGUGCUGCGUGACACAGGUAGUGGAGCAACUUGUCUCGCACACUGUGAUGGUUCCAACACAUGGACAGAAAUUCCUCUCAUAGUCAACGCUGUCACCUCCAGAAGCAACCCAGCUAAAGAUGGCAGAUUACAGCUCCAUCUUGUCGGGGGGUUUCAGGACGAUGAGAAGAUUUCUCACUCCCUCAGUCUCAGUAUACUCGCUGCCUUUCAAAAACAGAAAGAAGAUAUUCACCUUGAAACCUGCUGUAUUACAGAUGUGAAUGAUGCUGUUAAGGAGGGGAUCCAUCGCCCCCUGGUGUACGGAAUAGGAGUAAAUGUUAAAAGCGCUCACGUGUUCCCAGCUACAUUUGCCUGCCGAGGUCCAGCAGAGGAGCUCCGAUCUGCUCGCACAUUCACUGGAGGACAGAUGGUUGAGGCGUAUGAUUCCAGCCGAGAGCUUGUAAAAAUCGGCCCGUGCAGAUGGACACCAAACAAUGACAUGAGCUUCUGGCUGUCACAAGAUGAUGAAACUAUACUGCAGUAUCUGUCCACCUCGCCGAAUGCAGAACCUCCUCACUUCGUCCAGCAUAUCAAAUCCACCAUCCGUUUCCUUUUGGAUCAUCCCACCGCUGAUGGCCUGUUUCCCGGUGGACAGCCGCAGUUCUACCGUCGGUCUGAGGAUGGGGGGUGGAGGAGAAUUUCUCAGCAGUAGUUUCACACACUCUGCACCCUAACAAAAGGCCUUUAAUCAUGUGCCGUUUAUAUUGAAGCUCCAUUAUACUGAUCUGAGAUCUGUUGUGGCCUGAGAAGAGGUCAUGUUGAUGAUUGCAGACCUAAAGGAUGCGAGGAAACAUUCUAAAGGAACUUCAAACCAGAGUGAAAUAUAUGAUAACGGUUUUACUUUUUAAAGUGUUUAUUAUUUCAGGGAUUGUGGAACUUUCGUUGUUGUUUCUGUAUGUCAGUGUCAAUGUGUAACAUUGUGGAGCUGAUUAUUAAAUGUCUUUCCUCUUA